AUGAAUGACUUUGCUUGCAAGAAUCUUCAAAUUAUCUGGGAGGAACUUCAGCACUUCAGUUUUGAUUUGACAUGGCUAAAGCCUCAUGUUGAUUCAGCCUUAGGAAUGAGAAGUUAUUUGAUGAAAUUGGAGGAGGCAAAAAAGCUAAAGGAUAAUGUGAUAGCUCUAGAAUUGGAAAUGGAGACGCACAAGGAUACUUUGGUAGCUUUAGACUUAGAAAUGCGUAGAGUUACCUCAAGGAUAAAUACUCUCGAGUUAAAUCUUGAUGCUGCAAGAGACUUGUUGAUAGCAGAAGAACUUGAAGAGGUAGAUUUGGAAGCUGAACUAGGAUUUGUGAAAUCAUAA
Lathyrus sativus (Indian pea) is the source of this 345-nucleotide messenger RNA. The record is from the annotation of a GenBank genome assembly. Lineage: Eukaryota; Viridiplantae; Streptophyta; Magnoliopsida; Fabales; Fabaceae.